Molecule: messenger RNA, 1324 nt
Organism: Humulus lupulus (European hop)
Lineage: Eukaryota; Viridiplantae; Streptophyta; Magnoliopsida; Rosales; Cannabaceae
Product: peroxidase 72-like
Exons: 4
Coding region: 116-1117 (333 amino acids)
Biological process (GO): response to oxidative stress; hydrogen peroxide catabolic process
Molecular function (GO): heme binding; peroxidase activity
Source: RefSeq, a predicted model, not a curated record
UUCAAUACCAUCAAACCAAGUCUUGUGAUCUUCUUCUCUCGUCUUACAAAAAACAAAAAGAUACCAAGUGUUUCUUUUGUGUCCUUAGAGAGUUUUGAUUGAGAGAACAAACAUUAUGGCUCAGCAAUCUUUGAGCUUCCUCUUAGUUCUUUCUCUCCUUGCUUUUACCCCACUUUGCUUGUGUAACAAGUAUCAAGGCGGUUAUCUGUACCCGCAGUUUUACGACCACUCAUGCCCCAGAGCUCAGGAGAUUGUCAAGUCAGUUGUAGCCAAGGCUGUAGCUAGAGAGGCUCGCAUGGCUGCUUCCUUGCUUAGGCUGCACUUUCAUGAUUGUUUUGUUAAGGGCUGUGAUGCAUCUUUGUUGCUCGACAGCAAUGGGAAAAUAGUGACCGAGAAAAGGUCCAACCCGAACAAGAAUUCAGCUAGAGGAUUCGAAGUACUUGAUGAGAUUAAGGCUGCACUUGAGAGGGAGUGUCCCAACACUGUAUCUUGUGCUGAUAUUUUGGCUUUGGCUGCUAGAGAUUCUACUGUUAUCAGUGGUGGACCCAACUGGGAAGUCCCUCUUGGAAGAAGAGAUGCCAGAGGAGCAAGCUUAAGUGGCUCAAACAACGAUAUCCCAGCUCCAAACAACACUUUCCAAACCAUUCUCACCAAGUUCAAACGUAAAGGACUUGACUUGGUUGAUCUUGUUGCUCUCUCUGGAAGCCACACCAUCGGAGAUUCUCGUUGCACCAGCUUCAGGCAGAGACUUUACAACCAAACAGGCAAUGGCAGACCAGACUACACCCUUCACCCAAGCUAUGCUGCAGAGCUGAGAAACCGGUGCCCGAGAUCCGGCUCAGACCAGAACCUGUUCUUCUUGGACUUUGUUAGCCCAACCAAGUUUGACAACACCUACUACAAGAACUUGUUGGCCUCAAAGGGUCUUUUGAGCUCUGAUCAAGUUCUUGUGACCAGUAGUGAAGCCUCCAAGAACUUGGUGAUUCAGUAUGCUGAGAACAAUGAGCUCUUCUUUGAGCACUUUGCCAAGUCAAUGGUUAAGAUGGGAAAUAUUUCUCCAUUGACUGGGUCAAGGGGAGAGAUCAGAAAGAAUUGCAGAAGGAUCAACAGUUACUAAAUCACUAUAUAAGUGGAGAAGUUGAUGAAAUGACAUCUAUUGUGUUUUUUUAAGUUACAGAAGACACUACUGAUGGAGUGUUCUUUGAUCAUUUUUCUUUAUAUCUUGAAGAAAUAUAUUUUUACAUAAUUUAUUGUUGUGAGUGCUCCAACUUUAAGGAGACCUCCAUUUUCUUUUUGAGAUAAUAAAUAUAAAGACUUCAUUUUA